GGUGCUUAUCUGAUACGUAGCCAAUGAAACUUUUUUAAGAUUGCACAUUUUGUCCUGAUUAAAGUCUUCAGUCAUCAGGCUCUCCCCCACAAGUACAAAUCACCUUUUCUUUAAGAAAAAAAACCCCAUCUCUUUCACGUUCUCUUUCUUGUCUAUUUCAAGUUUCUCUACUUCUCGACUCAUCCCCUAUAACCCUUUAACUACCACUCCUCAAACCCUUCGCAAACCCAUCUCUCUCUUUCAAUUUGUUGUUUUGAAAGUCUAAGGAAGUAGGACUUUGCUUUGCUUCAUCGUUCUCCUUCAACUUGGGAAGCUAAACCUACUAAAAAAGAGUUUUUUUUUUUUUUUUUUUAUCGUCAUGAACAGUCUACAUGACUGGCCUGAACCAAUAAUCCGUGUCCAGUCCUUAUCCGAAAGUGGCUUACCAAUCAUUCCAGGUAGAUAUGUCAAGCAAGAUACAGAUAGGCCUUCCUUAAACCCCGACAACAGCGAUGUUAAUAUUCCAAUAAUUGAUCUUACAGGCUUAUCAGAAGAUGAAAAUACUCUUCCUGCCACAACGCUUGAGCAAAUUUCUCUGGCCUGUCGAGAGUGGGGAUUUUUCCAGGUCGUUAACCAUGGAGUUAGCCCUGGAUUAAUGGACCGAGCACGCGAAACUUGGCGAAGCUUUUUCCAUUUACCUAUGGAGAUUAAGGAAACUUAUGCUAACUCCCCCAAGACUUAUGAAGGUUAUGGCAGCAGACUAGGAGUUGAAAAAGGUGCCAUUCUUGAUUGGAGUGAUUACUACUAUCUUCACUAUCUUCCAUUAACACUCAAAGACUAUAACAAAUGGCCUACCUCUCCAGAUUCUUGCAGGGAAGUAGUUGAUGAAUAUGGGAAGGAAUUGAUGAAGUUAUGUGGGAGAAUAAUGAAGGUUUUGUCCAUAAACCUUGGAUUGGCAGAGAACCAUCUUCAAAAUGCAUUUGGUGGGGAAAACAUUGGGGCAUGUCUUAGGGUGAACUUUUAUCCAAAGUGUCCACAGCCUGAUCUGGCCCUUGGUUUGUCAUCCCACUCGGACCCUGGUGGCUUGACCAUUCUCUUACCAGAUCAUGAAGUCCCAGGUCUUCAGGUUAGGAAAGAUGGCAGGUGGAUCACGGUGAAGCCUGCCCGGUUUGCGUUUAUCGUCAACAUCGGUGAUCAAAUUCAGGUCCUAAGCAAUGCAAAUUACAAGAGUGUUGAGCACAGAGUGAUAGUGAAUUCAGACAUGGAAAGGGUAUCUUUGGCCCUCUUUUACAAUCCAAAGAGUGAUAUACCAAUCAAACCAGUGGAAGAACUGGUUUCAGCAGACAAGCCCGCGCUGUAUUCGCCGAUGACAUUCGAUGAAUUCCGGCUUUUCAUCAGAUUAAAAGGUCCCAAAGGCAAAUCCCAGGUGGAAUCUCUCAAAUCUCCAAGAUGAUUGAGAUUUAAUCAUUGUUUUUUAAUUUGAAUUCACUGUAAAUCUCAUUGCCAAAUAAUUCCUUUCUUUUUUCUUUCUAAGUUAUUAUUUAACUAUGAAUUUUGUAAUUUAUCCUUACUUUACAAUUAAAACUAGGAGUUAAAAAAAUU
This is a messenger RNA of Durio zibethinus, 1581 nucleotides long. RefSeq names its product jasmonate-induced oxygenase 2-like. Lineage: Eukaryota; Viridiplantae; Streptophyta; Magnoliopsida; Malvales; Malvaceae. The record is from RefSeq and is a predicted model, not a curated record.